Amphibalanus amphitrite is the source of this 2133-nucleotide messenger RNA. RefSeq names its product tRNA dimethylallyltransferase-like. The transcript is spliced from 5 exons. Gene Ontology annotation, molecular function: tRNA dimethylallyltransferase activity. Lineage: Eukaryota; Metazoa; Arthropoda; Thecostraca; Balanomorpha; Balanidae. The coding region runs from base 169 to 1887 and encodes 572 amino acids. Gene Ontology annotation, cellular component: mitochondrion. The record is from RefSeq and is a predicted model, not a curated record. Gene Ontology annotation, biological process: tRNA modification.
CUUGGGUGAAACGAAACUUUAGGCUUUCCAAGAAGACUGUUUUGGACACAUUUAUAACGCGGCAGUUGCAAAAUAUUCUCUGAAUUUGUGCGAGAUAUAGAGAAAAGCAUGGACUUUGAUGUUAUGAAUGCCUGCUGCCUGCUAUUGCUUUUUUCAGAAUUAAUAUAAAUGUUAAGUAUCCUAAUAAAAAAUUCACUAAGAUAUUCAAGGAAGUCCAUAAUGAACUUUUGUGAUGCACCAAUCGUGGUGGUCCUUGGAGCCACCGGAGCAGGGAAGUCCAAACUAGCUAUUGAAAUCGCUGAAGAAUUUGAUGGUGAAAUUAUCAGUGCUGAUUCCAUGCAGGUGUAUAAGGGUUUAGACAUUAUUUCCAACAAGGUUACACCAGAAGAACAAGAGCAAGUUCCUCACCAUAUGAUUGAUAUUGUUGAGCCAACAACAAACUACUCUGUUGUCAAGUUCAGGGAUACAGCUUUGUCAAUUAUCGAGGACCUUCGCGGCCGUCAAAAGCUGCCUGUCAUCGUCGGCGGUACCAACUACUACAUCGAGGCGGUGCUGUGGAAGAUACUGGUGGCCGACCGCGCCUCCGAGGGCUCCAACAGGGACGAGGAUGGCGGCACGGCUGAUCAGGAUCGGUCGGAGGGUAGUGAAAACGGCCUGGGGCGCACGGUGGAUGGAACAAAGAGCACAGCUGACCGCUCGGAAAACACGGCUGGCCGACCGGAGCGCACGGCUGACGGUCCAGAAAGCGUGACGGGAGGCACUGUGGCCAGUAAAGAGGGCGCUGAGGACGUGGCGGCGGAUGGCGGGGCACGGAGCGGACGUGGCGACUGUGACCGCCGUCACCUGGAGCGUCUGUCCACAGAGGAGCUGUACGCUCAGCUCCGAGAGCGGGACCCUGUCCAGGCGCAGAUAUUGCACCCCAACGAGCGGCGCAAGAUACUCAGGUCGCUGGAGGUGACCCUGCGCUCCGGUCGGCCGAUGAGCGACCACCUGCGCCAGCAGCGGGCUGAGGCGGGCGGCGGCGCGCACGGCGGCCCGCUCCGGUUCCAGCGCGCCUGCCUGCUCUGGGUGACCGCCGACCAGGAGACCCUCGACCGGCGUCUGGACGCGCGAGUCGAUACCAUGAUGGAGCGUGGUCUGCUGGAUGAGCUGGCGGACUUCCACCGGCGGUAUAACGCUGCCCGGCUGGCCGACGGCGUGGACGCUGACUACACUCACGGCAUAUUCCAGUCGAUCGGCUUCAAGGAGUUUCACGGCUACCUGACGAGGCCCAAGGGAACCACCGCCGACGAAGCGAAGGCACUACUCGCGGAGGGCGUGGAACGGCUGAAGCUGGUGACUCGCAGGUACGCGCGCAAACAGACGCGCUGGGUUCGCCGCCGGUUCCUGAGCGCCGUCGGUCGUCAGGUGCCGCCGGUAUACAGACUGGACGCCACCGAUCCACGUCAGUGGGAGGAGGAGGUCCGCGCGCCGGCCGCUGCCGUGGUCCGUGACUGGUUGCAGGGGAAGACUCCGAAUCUGGCGCCGGAGCCGGUCGUGCCGACCAACACGGGUGAUAGAACCACGUACCACUGCGCGGUGUGUGACGUGUACACCUCCGGGGCGCAGCAGAGGGACGAACACCUGCGCUCGCGGCGUCACCAUCGCGCUCUGCACAGCCUCAAACGCAGCCAGGCAGCUGAGGGUGGCGGAGACGCCAAACGCGCCGCGCUAGGCGGUGGUAUGGAGGGGGAGGGGGUGGCGGAGGUGGGGAAGGGCGAGGAGUGUCAGACGCCGAAACAGGCGACGGUUGUAGCGGAACAGACGGCUGGGGAGGGUAAAGCGAUAACAGCGGAACUCCCCACGGAGGAAGGGGAGGCGAAAGGCAGCGUGCAGGGAGCGGCAUAAGUAGCGUGGCGUCGAGCUUGUUGACGUUAUUCGGGUUGGUUUGUAAAUUUUAGUGUGCUCCUUUUGGAAUAAGAAACGAAUUUAGGUGACAAAGUUGCAUAAUGUUGUCACCUAGUUGGUGAUAAUGUUAUUGAGCGUUUUACUUGCGAUUGUCUUUCAUGCAGGAAGCAUAUAAGAGUGAUAAAAAGUGGCUUUGUUGCUAAAAGUGUGCUAAGUUUUAGGUGAAUACAAUGUCUUCUCGUCGUA